Molecule: messenger RNA, 3136 nt
Organism: Scomber japonicus (chub mackerel)
Lineage: Eukaryota; Metazoa; Chordata; Actinopteri; Scombriformes; Scombridae
Gene: fam49al
Product: family with sequence similarity 49 member A, like
Exons: 11
Coding region: 238-1212 (324 amino acids)
Biological process (GO): regulation of actin filament polymerization
Molecular function (GO): small GTPase binding
Source: RefSeq, a predicted model, not a curated record
CAGAGGGAGAAAGAGCGAGAGCAGAAGUUCGCAUCAGUCUCUAAGAAAAGCAGAGAGUGGCAACUAGUGCCACUGUGGGACUCCAGCUAUCGCUCUGAGCCGAGCUAACCUGGGAUUAACUGACAGCAACGAUUUCACAGAGCGCAGAGGAGGAAAGAGAGGAGGCAGACAGGACUGAGAAGAAGAAACAAAAGACAAAGGAAGGAUCGAAGCACUUGUAGGAAAACAGGGGGGCUCAUGGGAAACCUCCUGAAAGUGCUGGCUUGCGCCGAACUUGAGCAUGGCCCAAUAGUUUUCCUUGACUUUGAACAUGCCCAGCCCACGGAGGCAGAGACAGCCGUGUGGAACCAGGUCAGCGCUGUGCUGGAGGAGGCUCAUGGGAUACUAGCCGAGCUGCAGUCUUAUAAUGGCGCGGGCCAGGAGAUACGAGAAGCCAUUCAGAACCCAGGCGACCUCGCUCUUCAGGAGAAGGCCUGGAAUGCAGUCUGCCCCCUGGUGGCCAAGCUGAAGAGGUUUUACGAGUUCUCCCUCCGACUGGAGAAUGCCCUGCGCAGCCUGCUGGAGGCGCUGACGAGCCCGCCGUACGCUCCCAUGCAGCACCUGGAGAGAGAGCAGGCCCUGGCCAAACAGUUUGCUGAGAUUCUUCAUUUUACACUCAGCUUUGAUGAACUUAAGAUGACGAAUCCAGCCAUUCAGAAUGACUUCAGCUACUACAGGAGGACUAUCAGUAGGAACAGGCUGAACAACCAGCAGCUGGAAGCGGAGAACGAAGUCAACAAUGAGAUGGCCAACCGGAUGUCCCUGUUCUAUGCUGAAGCAACACCCAUGCUGAAGACUCUGAGUAACGCCACCACCAAGUUUGUUUCAGAGAAUAAGACCUUGCCCAUAGAGGACACCACAGACUGUCUGAGUACCAUGGCCUGUGUGUGCCGCGUCAUGCUGGAGACUCCAGAGUACCGUUGUCGGUUCACCAACACAGACACCAUGCUGUUCUGCAUGAGGGUGAUGGUGGGCGUCAUCAUUCUCUAUGACCAUGUUCACCCUGUCGGGGCUUUUGCCAAGACCUCCAAAAUCGAUAUGAAGGGCUGCAUCAAGGUGCUGAAAGAGCAACCGUCCAACAGUGUGGAGGGACUUCUGAACGCACUGAGGUACACGACACGGCAUCUAAAUGAUGACAGCACCUCCAAACAAAUCAGGGCCCUCCUGCAAUGAGAAUGAGGAGAGCGGUGGAGGGAGGGAGGGAGGGAGGAAAGAAGGAGUGCACUUGAAGGAGGAGGAAAAAAGAGGAGGAAACAAACGCCAGUGGCUGAUAAACCAGUUUGUUUACAACGAACAAAGAAAGUCAUCUCUAGGUUAAAGAGAAACCUGAUGAUAAUAAGAAGAGGAAAAUAAUUAUAUAUAUUGUCAGCUGUCCAUCAUUCUGUCUCUCAUUUUGUAAAGUAAGAAAAGAGAAAAAAAAAGCCAGAAAAGAAAAUAUAGAUAUAUAUUAAAACAAGUGAAACACAAACAGCAGAUGAAAAUAGGUAGGAUUAAAGACUAAGAGGAAGCUAUAUUGAAAAUUAAGGUCAGAACCGAAGCGAUGGCGAAAAGAAAAAGUACAAAAAAUAAAGGGUUCAUAUCACAGCAGUAGUCUGACAAGUAUUUUUGCACACACCUUGAAAGCGACACCAUCUCCUUUUUCCCUGAAAUCUGAUCCAACUGAUUCCAUGAGAUUUCACGUGCGGUCGCCUCUCACACACACACCCAGUUUACCCAGAGGAGUUUUUUAGCUCUCGAGGUUGCAGAUGUGGUGGUGGUGGUGUGGUGUGGCACGGCUCCUCCAUCUCCUCCAGCUGCACUAAUCUCCAUCCACAGGUGACUUGUGAAGCAAUGUGAUGGACACACUCCGGAGAUUUGCUUCCACUUGUUUCAUUUCUAUUUUUUUUGUUGCUACAUCAGUGCAGCUGGAGGAUAGGAGGCGAUAGGAGGAGAUAAAGAGACAGUCUCCUUUUUUUCCCCCCCUAAAUAUCAUCCUCUUUGUCCCCAUCACCUCCCUUUCCACCCAUCCAUCCAUCCAUCUGUGGGAUAUGUGGUUUCUUUUUCCAUGGCACAAAAACACCCUUGCGCUGUGUAUGUUCCAGCACAAAACAUCUUGUGAGUCGUCUGGCUUUACUUGAACUAUAGCGUUCACUCUCUCUCCAUGGUGCUAAUGUGGUUUAGAUAUCACAGUGCUAGCUUGUUAGAUAUCAUUUGCCUGUGAACGACGUGAGAAGAACUUUUUUUCAUCCCCCUUUUUUUGCACUAAUACUUAAACGAUGAAAGCAGCUGUAACCGUCAGAUCUGCUUUUUUCCGCUGCUUCUUUGUGAUUUUCAACAUUAGUGCAGAAACAGGGACAGGACAGAGGAUUUCACACGCUUAAUCGACUUGUAAAACUGCAACUGAGAAACCACAGCACACUUAUUUUUUCACCCAGUGCCAAAGCUGAUUGGUUUAUACUCGUAUUACAUCGUCAAGCCAGGCCUGAGGAGGAGAAGGGUUUUUUUUUUUUUUGAGGGGAUGGAGUCUUAUAAAACAUCACUUACACACACACAACACACAUACACACACAUACAAAAGUCAGAAGAUGGUCAAAUUUACACACAUGCAUUAAAAGGGAGAGAUCUGAGUGCUCCUGUGUAAAUAUGUGACGCUUUUCUUAUCAGGCAUCUACAUGGUCAGCUUAGAUCCUCAAAGGGAAAAACACAAAAAAAACAUCUGCAUUCAGUCAACUAGAGUCAUUAAUUUUAGUACGAGAUUGAUAAAGAACUAGGAACAUUAAAUAAAUGGGAAAUAAAAAUGAAAAUAAAAAAAGGAGAUUUAAAAAAGAAGUGCUGUACUUUGGAUGUCUAUAGCCCUUAGUCUAACUUAAUUUGAUCUUAUAAUAUAUUUUCUAUACAGGGGUAUGUGCACAAGCAUAUUCUGUAUAAAUAUAUAGAUGGCAUGUUGUAAAAGUUCUGACAGAAAUGUGUAAAUAAGGUGUUUUUAUUCAUUUUUAAUUGUUCAGUGACGCUGAAAUGGGUAUGUGUUGUCUCUCAGAAUUACCAUGCGUUUGGCUUGGACCAUCGGACUUGCCGUAGUCAUAGGUUUCAGAAAUUCAGCUUCAUUAUGGCGAAUGAA